GAGACCCGGGCGCGCGGGAGCUGGGCCUAGGUCGGGGGACCCUGGCGGUGGUGUCCUGGUGUGUGUCCCAGAGAAGCAGUACUGUAGGGAACAAUGCCACCACCAUCAGACAUUGUCAAAGUGGCCAUUGAGUGGCCGGGUGCUAAUGCACAGCUAUUGGAGAUUGACCAGAAACGGCCCCUGGCAUCCAUCAUCAAGGAGGUUUGUGAUGGGUGGUCGCUGCCCAACCCGGAGUAUUAUACCCUCCGCUAUGCAGAUGGCCCGCAGUUCUACAUUACUGAGCAGACUCGUAGUGACAUCAAGAAUGGGACCAUCCUCCAGCUGGCCAUCUCCCCGUCCCGGGCCGCACGCCAGCUGAUGGAGCGGACCCAGUCCUCCAGUAUGGACACCCGGCUAGAUGCCAUGAAGGAGCUCGCCAAGCUCUCUGCAGAUGUGACCUUCGCCACCGAGUUCAUCAACAUGGACGGCAUCGUGGUGCUGACCCGGCUGGUGGAGAGUGGCGCCAAGCUCUUGUCCCACUACAGCGAGAUGCUGGCAUUCACCCUGACCGCCUUCUUAGAACUCAUGGAUCAUGGAAUCGUCUCCUGGGACAUGGUUUCCAUCACUUUCAUCAAGCAGAUUGCGGGGUAUGUGAGCCAGCCCAUGGUGGAUGUGUCUAUCCUCCAGAGGUCUCUGGCCAUCCUGGAGAGCAUGGUCCUGAACAGCCAGAGUCUGUAUCAGAAGAUCGCUGAGGAGAUCACAGUGGGGCAACUCAUCUCCCACCUGCAGGUCUCCAACCAGGAAAUCCAGACCUAUGCUAUUGCACUGAUCAACGCACUUUUUCUGAAGGCACCUGAGGACAAGCGACAGGACAAGCACCUUAACCCACUAGACCUGCCUGUCACUGACAUGGCUAACGCCUUUGCACAGAAGCACCUUCGCUCCAUAAUCCUGAAUCAUGUCAUCCGUGGGAACCGCCCCAUCAAGACAGAGAUGGCUCAUCAGCUCUACGUCCUCCAGGUUCUGACCUUUAACCUGCUGGAGGAAAGGAUGAUGACCAAGAUGGACCCCAAUGACCAGGCACAAAGAGACAUCAUCUUUGAGCUGAGGAGGAUCGCAUUCGAUGCUGAGCCAGACCCCGGGAGUGGCACCGAGAAGCGUAAAGCCAUGUACACCAAGGACUACAAGAUGCUGGGGUUCACUAACCACAUCAACCCCGCCAUGGACUUCACCCAGACACCCCCAGGGAUGCUGGCACUUGACAACAUGCUGUACUUGGCCAAGUUCCAUCAGGACACUUACAUUCGGAUCGUCCUGGAAAAUAGCAGCCGGGAAGACAAGCACGAAUGCCCCUUUGGCCGCAGUGCCAUCGAGCUCACCAAGAUGUUGUGUGAGAUCCUGCAGGUCGGGGAGCUCCCCAAUGAAGGACGGAAUGAUUACCACCCCAUGUUCUUCACCCACGACCGGGCCUUCGAAGAGCUCUUCGGCAUCUGUAUCCAGCUGCUGAACAAGACCUGGAAGGAGAUGAGGGCCACGGCCGAGGACUUCAACAAGGUCAUGCAGGUGGUUCGAGAGCAGAUCACACGGGCUCUGCCCUCCAAACCCAACUCCCUGGACCAGUUCAAGAGCAAACUACGGAGCCUGAGCUACUCAGAGAUCCUGCGGCUGCGCCAGUCGGAGCGGAUGAGUCAGGACGACUUCCAAUCACCACCGAUUGUGGAACUGCGGGAGAAGAUUCAGCCUGAGAUCCUGGAGCUGAUCAAGCAGCAGCGCCUGAACCGGCUGUGUGAGGGUAGCAGCUUCCGGAAGAUUGGGAAUCGACGGAGGCAAGAAAGAUUCUGGUACUGCCGCUUGGCACUGAACCACAAGGUCCUACACUAUGGCGACCUGGACGACAACCCUCAAGGGGAGGUGACAUUUGAAUUGCUGCAGGAAAAAAUUCCUGUUGCAGACAUUAAAGCCAUCGUCACUGGCAAAGACUGUCCCCAUAUGAAAGAGAAGAGUGCCCUAAAACAGAACAAGGAGGUGCUGGAGCUGGCGUUCUCCAUUCUCUACGACCCUGACGAGACCUUGAACUUCAUAGCACCCAAUAAGUAUGAGUACUGCAUCUGGAUCGAUGGUCUCAGUGCCCUCCUGGGGAAGGACAUGUCCAGCGAGCUGACCAAGAGUGACCUAGAUACGCUGUUGAGCAUGGAGAUGAAGCUGCGGCUGCUGGACCUGGAGAAUGUCCAGAUCCCCGAAGCCCCACCGCCCAUUCCUAGGGAGCCCAGUAGCUACGACUUCGUGUACCACUACAGCUGAGCCCACGCAGCCAUGCCCGGGCUGGGCCCAGGGGGAACUCUCAGUCUGGUGCCUUGUCUUUCGCUUGUACAGAACCUGCAGUGACUGGGGGGGCCAUCCAGUGCUAGCUGGCCCACUGCGGCUCAUCUGGGGGCUUCCUUUCUGCUCCCCAUCCAGACUCCCAUGCACCUCUGGGAGUGGGGCCCAAAAGCCCAGUGUCAAGGCCAGGAAACUGCAGCUGCCUCUGGAUGUCACCAGAGCCCUCACCCCGCCUUGCGAGCCUGCCUUGCCAGUCCAGACUGGACCCAGGGACAGCUGCCUGUGAGGGGGCAGUGCUGGAGCCUCUGCCAGCCAGGAGAUGUUGGUGCCCGUCUCACAUCCAAGCAGGGCCUCAGUUUUUGUUUAGCUGAUGCCUUGCCUUUGCUUGUGUUCCCACGGAGGGCUCGCUCUUGCCCCUGAAGCUCAACACCCACCACCGUCAGGGUUCUGCCACUCACAGGUCUUUCCUGCCCACAA
This is a messenger RNA of Suncus etruscus (white-toothed pygmy shrew), 2775 nucleotides long. RefSeq names its product engulfment and cell motility 2 (gene ELMO2). Lineage: Eukaryota; Metazoa; Chordata; Mammalia; Eulipotyphla; Soricidae. Gene Ontology annotation, biological process: actin filament organization; cell motility. The transcript is spliced from 22 exons. Bases 94 to 2280 code for a protein of 728 amino acids. The record is from RefSeq and is a predicted model, not a curated record.